Molecule: messenger RNA, 2616 nt
Organism: Hypomesus transpacificus
Lineage: Eukaryota; Metazoa; Chordata; Actinopteri; Osmeriformes; Osmeridae
Gene: pofut3
Product: fucosyltransferase 10
Exons: 4
Coding region: 180-1598 (472 amino acids)
Cellular component (GO): Golgi membrane
Molecular function (GO): alpha-(1->3)-fucosyltransferase activity
Source: RefSeq, a predicted model, not a curated record
ACCAAUGACGUGCUCAGAGAAUGUCUACAAAUGGCGGCGUAGACGCUAGAAAAUAUUCUGCUUCAAAAGAAAUAGCAAUCCGUGAUGUAGAUAACAGGCAUUCUAUAUUCUAAUAGACCGAAUUAUGCGUGUAAUAUGAAUUUAAAUAUGAAUUCCCCUCUGUGCAGUACUAUAUAAAAAUGCCUCGAUAUACCUUGAGAAAACUUUUUGUUUUCGGUCUCUGCUUAUCAGCAGUGCUAUUUCUUAUCAUCACACUGCAGGUGGUGGUGGAGUUAAGCCAAUUGGAAAGGAAGCUGUACAAACUUCCUUUACAGGAGUUAGAAUACAAAGCAUCGAGACAUGGGUUACAGAACAGUGGCCAAUGGGAUAGUGAGAGGAUCCUGGGAGUUGCAGAAGUUCAGUAUCCAUAUGUGGUGUGGUGGUCCCCAUUGACGGGAGAGACUGGCAGACUAGGAGAGUGUGGGACAAACAAGUGCUUCUUCACCAUCAACAAGACCUACUACACACACCCGUCUACACACGCCUUCCUGUUCUAUGGCACUGACUUCAACAUCGAGAGUCUUCCACUGCCUAGGAGUCCACACCACCAUUGGGCCCUCCUGCAUGAAGAGUCACCCAAAAACAAUUACAAGCUCUUCCAUGAGCCCGUCAUCACCAUCUUCAACCACACAGCCACCUUUAGCCACCAGUCCCACCUGCCCCUCACUACUCAGUAUCUGGAGAGCCUGGUGGUUCUGACCUCUAACAACCACCUAGUGCCACUGGCCCAGAAGAAUGAGCUUAGGAAAACUAUAGCCCCAGUGGUGUAUGUACAGUCUGAUUGUGAUCCACCUUCAGACCGGGAUUCCUAUGUUGUUGAGCUUAUGAAGCACAUCAAGGUGGAUUCCUAUGGACAGUGCCUUCAUAACAAAGACCUACUGCCUCAUCUGAGGGACUCUACAACCAUGGAGGAUAAGGGCUUCUACCAGAUUCUGGCCCAGUACAAGUUCAUCCUGGCCUUCGAGAAUGCAAUCUGUGAUGACUACAUCACAGAGAAAUUAUGGAGGCCUCUCAAGCUUGGUGUGGUUCCUGUGUACUAUGGGGCUCCCAAUGUGAGGAAAUGGCUUCCAGAUAAUAUGAGCGCAAUUGUGGUGGACGUUGACAAACCCCCGGAGAAGCUGGCAGAGUAUCUGAAAAGGUUAGAUGAAAAUGAUGAGGAGUACUUGACUUACCUUGGAUGGAAGCUGAAGCGUGAUGUCUCCAACCCGGCCUUGAUUAAUGAGCUACAAGGACGCCAGUGGGGAGUGCAGGAUCUCACUCAGGAAAACUACAUAGACGUGUUUGAAUGUAUGGUGUGCAACAGGGUAUGGGAAAAUAUCCACAGGUGUAAAAAGGGCCUUCCACCGAAAGCUUGGCAAGGGGAAGAAAAUCAUCUGCAGUGUCCUCCUCCACAGAGAUUUGACUUUUCCACAGCGUCUGGAAAUAGGACGUCUAUGCGAGGAAUUUGGAAACCUAGCUAUGAACAGUCAAAGAAAGAGGCAGGAGCUUUGCGUCGAUUAACUGAGAGGAACAAGAAUUUUACUGUGGCACAAUAUUGGAAGGAGGUGUUUAGUGAUUAAACAAUGACGAUUAAUGAGUAAUGCAUGUAAGGUGUUCAUCACUGAAAUCGCUGUAUAUGCUUUUUACACUUAUUUCAUUUGGUUUCACAUUUCAUAAUUACACAAAUAUCACCAUUAGAAAUAAUAUUAUAUCAAAGUAUUUAUGAGGCGUAUUAUGGCCUACACGACAGCUCUUAACUAAGAUUUGGGUGUGCUCAAGCUUUCGGCGAGAGCACAACCUUUGUUCUCUCUCAUAUAUAUUUGGUGGCCAAGCAGCAAAGCUUCGGAGCCACUUAUGGUUUUUUACAAUCGCUAUGACAGUAUUUUCGAUACCCUUAACAAGUUUCCUAAAUUCUUAACACAGUUAGCACAACAUCCUUCUGUGUUGGCUGUACAAUGAACACAUUUAUUGUUGCUUUGACAAAAAAUGCAUAGAGUACACACAGCACACAUUUUAAAUGCUCGAACUUCUUUUACACACAAGCUUAACCAAGACCAAAACAAUCAAUUUUUACUGCCCAAUUGACCAAUUAUUUCACACUGUCAGCAAAACAGAUAACAUCAUGUUCAAAACUUACAUUAUUGGCUAAAGUCAAAGUGAACAGCUUUUUAAAUUGUGAAUUGAAACAAAUAAAUCCCCUGUAUUGUAUUCCAUUGCUACUGAGAAACAGCUGAAGUUAUGCAAAUACUGUAACUACUUCCCAGCUAGGAAACACUCAGGUGUUGAGAUUAUUUCAAUCGCAUGACCAUAUGGUAUAUGAAGAGGACCUCUUUGGGCUGAUCUUGUGUGGAAAAAGAACAAUAUAGAGCAACACGAAGAAAGUAAGAAUACAGUAAUGCCACGUGAGACAAUAGGUGGCACUACAGGCCACACCCCAAUUUGCCCAUUUUCAAAGUGAUGCCAUUUGCAGGCUAUAAGUCCCCCAAAAAUUGAAAUUCAUUACAUAUUUUUUUUCUCUUGAGGAACCAAAAAGCCCGAAGAACCUAUAACAGCCGCCAUAUUGGAUUUUUCUGUACAAUAAAGAUGAAGGAAACAUGU